Messenger RNA from Colletotrichum orchidophilum, 1011 nucleotides. RefSeq names its product inosine/uridine-preferring nucleoside hydrolase. The coding region runs from base 1 to 1011 and encodes 336 amino acids. Gene Ontology annotation, molecular function: hydrolase activity, hydrolyzing N-glycosyl compounds. NCBI's taxonomy places the organism in Eukaryota, Fungi, Ascomycota, Sordariomycetes, Glomerellales, Glomerellaceae. The transcript is spliced from 2 exons. The record is from RefSeq and is a predicted model, not a curated record.
AUGGUCUCAGCUCUCAUCGUAAAGCUCGCGCUCGCCGCACUGGCGGUGCAGCCAGCAUUGACAGCGCGCAAAAACAUCAUCAUUGACACCGACAUCUUCAGUGACUGCGAUGAUACCGGCGCGUUGCUCCUCGCCGCAACCUCGCCCAAUGUGAACCUCCUCGGCGUCAACGUCAACUACCCGUCAACCUACUCCGUCACCGCGACAUCAGCCAUCCUCGCCCACUACGGCCUCGCAGACGUCCCCAUCGGCACGCGCAGGCCAUUGACGGACGAGAGCUUCUUCGACACCUUUGCCUACGAUCUGGGCGAGUACGCAAGCAAGAUCUCGUACCACUACUCGGGCGGCUCGCUCCCCUUUGGCCAGGCGGAGAACGCCUCCGACGCAGUCACGCUUUACCGCAAAAUCCUCGCCACGGCAGACGAGCCCGUGACCAUUGUCUCCAUCGGCUUCUUUGAGAAUCUUUCCGCACUCCUCAACUCCACCGCCGACGCGGUUUCCAACCUCACGGGACCCGCGCUGAUUGCAAGCAAGGUCUCGGAGCUGGUCGUCAUGGGCGGCGGGUACCCGUCCGGCCGGGAAUUCAACUUCUUUGGCGACAACCCGUCGCACACGGCGCACGUCGUGAACAACUGGAAGGGCCGCGUCGUCUUUUGCGGGACCGAGGUUGGCUCGGUUGUGCUCUCGGGAGCUAGGCUGCUCGCCGAGGGCCCGGUCUCGGAUCCGGUCCGGCAGGCUUACAUUUACUACAACUUUUACCAGCCUCGGGAGUCGUGGGAUCCCUUGACGGUCCUGUAUGCUAUGCACGGUCUCGGGGACAUCUUUGAGUACGGAAACACGUACGGCAGGAACUUUGUCUUUGCCAACGGCUCGAAUGAGUGGGUUUAUGAUAAGAAUGUCACAAAUCAGCACUGGUUGAACCUCAAGGUGGACAACGUCACGGCGGCUGCUGCGCUCGACAAGCUUUACCUCGAGGGAGCGUGGUCGGUGGUGAAUGGGACGUCGGCAUAG